This is a messenger RNA of Marchantia polymorpha subsp. ruderalis, 2116 nucleotides long. Lineage: Eukaryota; Viridiplantae; Streptophyta; Marchantiopsida; Marchantiales; Marchantiaceae. The record is from the annotation of a GenBank genome assembly.
CUCGCUGCCGUUACCUAGUUUGUCCACAGGUGCAUUCGCCAUCCCGCUCGUUCUCUCGUAUCGUUUAGUCGACCUCUACCUCCCUCUCGUCGAAUAGCACGUAAAUCGUUCCUUCCUGCAAACAGAGAAACCUAAAUUUCUUGCCUCGUCGUUUGCAUUCGACCUGUGCUCAGGAGCCCAGGAGCUUCACACCCAUAGGACUCUGCACGCUCAGUCGUUUACAGGUUCAAUCUAAGAGGGGAAGAUGUCGCAUUUUGGGAGGGCAGGUCCUCCGGACAUCCGAGACACAUACUCGUUACUCGUGUUGAACAUUACCUUUCGCACAAGCGCGGAUGAUCUUUUCCCUCUUUUCGACAGAUAUGGCAAGGUUGUGGAUAUUUUCAUUCCAAGAGACCGGAGAACUGGUGAAUCACGCGGCUUUGCUUUUGUACGGUAUAAGUAUGCUGACGAGGCACAGAAGGCUAUCGAGCGUCUAGAUGGCAGAAACGUGGAUGGAAGGGAAAUUGCUGUACAGUAUGCCAAAUACGGCCCAAAUGCGGAGGCUAUUGCACGUGGAAGAAUCACUCAAGGAAGCCCAAGACGGAGAGGGAGCAGAUCAAGAAGUCGAAGUCCAGGGCGUUCAAGCCGUGGGAGGAAUCGAGAUCAGCAUUCAGACAGAGAUCAUCGCCCAAGACGUGGUCAUGAUGACAGGUAUGAACGGGAAAGGGUUCGGGAGCCUGAGAGAGAAAGAGAGAGGGAGAGAAGUCAUCACCGACAUCAUCGACAUCGCAGUCCCAGUCCAUCUCCAAGUGUUAGUCGAAGUCGCAGCCGAAGCCGCGGACGGUCUCACGAUGUUGAUACUCGACGUUCUCGAAGUAGAUCCCCUGUCCGCAGCAGAUCACCAGUCCCAAAAGCACCGUCAGCGUCACGGAGUCGAGGCAGAGAUACCAGUCCCAACCGGGCAUCCAGCCGUCCACGGAGUUUGAGCAGCAGCCAUCGCCGCUCUGCCGAGCCCGCGAAGGAAAUGACCAGGGAUGCUUCUCCUCGAGAAAAUGGAAGGCGCAGCCGCACGCCCGAUUCUCGACAAGCAUCACCUGAAGUUCGCAGUGCUGGAAAGCGGUCAGUCUCGCCUCAGCGUCGAAGUGAGUCGCGCUCAGUCGGAAGCCCUUCGCCAGCGGACCGCAGUCCAUCUCCAGAAAUGAUUCAAGAGAGCGUCCCCGAACCACUUCCAGCAUUAAAAGCUGAUGACGUCUCACCUCAAAAGUCUGACCAUGAGAAUCAAUGAGUCAGCACAAUUUCAAGUUGUGUUGAUGUAGAGACGGAGUGACUGGCUUUGGUAUGCAUGGCCGCUGAAUGGUAGACAUGACAGAAUGGAGGCAGAGAUUAUAAGGAAGUACCGAAGGUCAAUGGUUCGUUUGUGCAGUAGUUUCGGUGUCGAUCUUAUCAUCCAGGAGCUGGGGUGGUUGGAAAAGCGGAUAAGGACUGGCCUUCUUAAAAUUGGCAAUAUUUUCGGUGUCGGAUGGUUAGUCUGUUCACCUGGAGCAAUAUUGUUUUAGGUUACUUUUUGGUAGUGUAGGAUUCUGGCUCUUGUAGAGAGCACCCACUGGCCAGUGUGUAAGCAUGAUCCAGUGAACUAUGUCAGCUCUGGGGAACAGUGGUCCAGAACUGACAUAGGUGUUGUAAAUCGGGUAAUGUGCAGUACCCUCUCCCCUCCCGUGCCUAAGUUUUCGGUGCGGUAGUGUCCAUGUGAGUCCCUGCUUACCAUGUGAUUGCUUGCCCAAUACUUAUUGAAUCUUCUGGGGAAGUAACUCCUCUCUGACAGGAAUUUACAUCAUGAAAUCUGGGCUGUGAUAGUGAAGAGUGGGGUCGUGGGAACACCGCUGGUAGCUGUGGUGGCCACAUGGUGGUGGUGGUGGGAGGGUCUCCGUGUGGUCGCCCGCCGUUUCUGCUGAUGUAGCUGCUGAGUGGAAGAAUUGGACCUGAUUGCUGUUCAUCCCGCUUCUUUGAAUGUUGCUGUCCAAGGCCCAGGGCUGCAUGGAGGCCACUUGCGCAGUUACGUUUUGCACACAAAGGUAGAAUUUGCAUCAGAGGGUUGUGUGACCAGAUGUGCAGCUGCACUUUUCAUUGUGCGUCACUG